CUCUUGCUCCUCAUCAUAAUCAUUAUCAUCCCGAGGUUGGAUUUGGAGGUGAGAGGAAAACAGCGAAUCGGACAGGGGUUUCGGAAGCCGGCGUCUGAUUGUUUCGCGAAAUCGCCGUUUGUUCGCCGGUGAUUGAAGCCAUGAAGAGUCGAAUGUUGCGUUCCCUUAGCACGAUCUGAAGAUUUUAUUGCAAUCAGAUCUUUCUCGCGCCGUCUGCUCUGUUGUUUGAUAGUUUGGGAGUUCCGUCAUAUCAUCGAUCGGAGGCGAUUAUAUUCAAGGCUCAGAGAGAACAGGUUGCUGAAGUGUGGCCUCUUUGGGUUGUGAUUCAAAAGCUGGAUCGCAAUUUGUUCUAUUAAUGAUAUAAACGGGUACUGAUGCGGGUUUUAAAUAAAUGACUCGCUUCUGUACUUGCACAGCGUUAGCAUCUUCUGUGGACUUGAGUGAAAAAAGAAAGCAAUUUCAUAAGAUUACUUGCAAGACUUGUGGAAGACCUUUAGUGUAUGAAAUAGGGCCUCCAUCUGCAAGCAUGCUUAGCACAGUCAAUCCAAAAAGUACAAAUCUUAUCAAUCCAGAGUUGACUUGGAAGACAGUGCCCAAAGGUUUUAGGAGUGAGCGUUCUAGGAAACAAGCCUGGAGCUUGAAUGUGGACGUGCAACACGAUUGUAAGAGCACGAAAAGGGAUGAGUUGUCAGUUUCGGAGUCAGAGAAGCUUGGUGUAGAUGUUCUUGGCCGGCAUUUCUCUGAUGAAAUUAAACACGUACCAUAUAAGAAAAGGAGAUUUAUGCUCCAAUCUCCAUCACCACCAUCGCGGAGUCCUUCACCACAUUGUGAACAGUCUAUAUCAUCUGGGCCUCAGACCUCUUCUCCACAACCUGAAGAUUUUGAUUGGACUGCAGAUAGUAAAUGUGCUUCAAGUCAACAGUUCUUGUCAAGUUCAAUAUUCAACCGGGAACCGGGGUCAUUUGAUGGUUCAAUAGCAGUAAAGUCCUGUCAACGUUCUGAGAAUACUUUGGCUAAUGGAGCACCAUCUGAUGUGACAGAUACAAAGCUUUGUUACAUCGAUGACUUUUCAGGCAUUGCACUGCUUGCCACUGCUGCUUGCAAUAACAGCAUUAUUGAUGACUCACAGAAUCCUAAGGACAAUCAGCCAGUAUGUGAGGUAUUGACAUCGGUAGGCAUUGACAUUUCUGAACGUGCUACACCUUUAGAAAGAUCUAUGACAUCCUCAGAAAAAGGCAAUUUGUUUCUGAAAAACCUGGCGCAUGAAGAUAAUGUGGAUGGUUCGAUGCUUCAGAAUAGUUCUGUAGCUGUGCCACAAAAUUUUCAUGGUAUGAUAGAUUGCGAGACUGGGAAGAGGUCUGCUUCUAUUAAAGAUGAAAGGUUACACUGGGACCUGAAUACUGUGAUGGAAGCAUGGGAGCUACCCCAUGAUAAUCAAAACACGUGCUCUACAAGAAAUGAUUUGGAACAUAUCUCUGAUGAUGAUGUACACUGUGUGAAGUCAGAAAAAUCAGAAGGUUGUGCCAGACGGGUGGGCCCUGACAAUGCUCCUGAACUGUCAACAAUUUCUACAGAAGCUACCAAGGUUUCUACACAGGUUUUUGUCAAUGAUAAAACCCUUGAUUUUUCUCCUUGCCCUGUAUCAAAUCCCAUCUCAAACAGUCCUCUUUCAAGAGAAAAUAUAGAUGCAUCUUCCAAAAAUGUCGUCUCACAGACCAGAGAAGAUUGUUCUGGAACUUCUUCCAUGCAACAGCUAAUCCAAACUGCUACCUGCACAGAAGACGCUCAUUUUGGAAAGCAUGAUGUUCUCCUCGAUCUGGAAAUUACAGAGAAGGUUGACAGCAUACAACAAAACACAGAUUCUAAGGAAGCAUUUGAUUUAAUUGAUAAUGGGACCUCUUCAACAGAAUUGGCUAGUAGUAUCACCAAUGUUGAGUACUCUGUAUGCAAAUUGGGGAAAGGACAUCCUUCCUACCCUUCACCUGAGUGUGAAAAUAUUGAUAUGUUAGAUGCCAAUUUGGGACUCCAACCUGCUGUAGCUGUUGAUGUGGAGAGGAAACAGCACAAGGUAGUGCCUGGAGCACAUGCUACUCCAAGGGAAUCAUCGUUGCAUGUUGAUCUCAAUGAUCCUGAGUCUUUCCCAAGCUUGGGUAAGGUUGGUGUAGAAGUUCAUAGUGAUGAUGGAUAUGAUUCUGAUGUUUCUCCUGGUGAUCAUGGUGGUACAAUUGGUGCUAAAAAAAUGACUGGAAGUAAGGCUGGUUAUGAAUCUCCAUUUGAGGAUGGAGAAUUGAGGGAGUCAGGUUUACAUUCAUGGGAGGAGAAUGAAGUUGAAGGUGAAAUUGAACGUGUGGACUAUGAUUCUGAUAAUAGAGAUGAAGAUGACCUUGACGUUGCCCCCCAGUGUAUGCCAGAUUUUGGUUCUGAGAGUUGCGAAAAUGACAAUAAUGGAAGUUUGGCAGAAACUGUCGUGCAUAGUGGAAGACCUAAUGCUUUGAAGGAGUCAAGCCCGUCAGUGAGCUUAAACAAAAUUUCAGAGCAAGGUAAAUUGCCUGAAGGUUGUGAAUGUUCUACCAAUAGGGCAGGUGAAACUAACAACAAAGUCCUUGUUUCCAAUUCAAUGCGUGGACUUGAUAUUGAAGGCUCUUCUACUGGAGAGGUCAGAUCAAGGGAAACUGGUGAGAAAUUGUCAUCACGCAUUGAAGGACCAUCCGUUUCUGAUGGCUUGCAGAGGAAGAACAGGGGCAGUUAUGACUCAUACUUUCAAGCUAGAAAGGUGUCUCCUUCAGCAAAGUAUUUGGGCAGGGACAGACCUGCUCGGCCAAUGCAAAAUGAAAGCCAAGGGGAUGAUCAGUGGAUUGAUUCUCCAACAGGCUAUGGGGAUUCAAGAAACAAUUACCAACAUGGUCAUUCACAGGGUACUGGGCGCUUCAGGCCAACAAGAAAUAGUGCAAGUUCUGCAAUGAGGAUUGAUGGAUUUGCCUACUGUCACAGGAGAUCCAUAAAUCAUUCCUUGAAAGGUGAUUUUCGACCUGCCAUUAGAAGGAUAUCUGGCGAUGGUGAUGCUUACAAUGUCAGGGAUACCACAUCAGCAACAGAUAAUAGCCGCAUUAGGAGAAGAGACAGGUAUGAAAUAUAUCAACAAGGAGUAAACAGAGGCCCCAGGGUGGAGUACCGUGGGCCCAUGUUUGAUGAUCCUGCCUCAUCUUCUGUUCAUCUGUCACAUGAUUUAGCAAGAAGAGAACGCAGUGUUUCUCCAGUCCUUAGUAGAGGUGCUAGUUUUUCCCAGUACCGCUGGAAGUCACGAUCACGAUCAAGAACUAGGUCUCCCUUAGCUUGGCAUAUUCAGAGGGAAAGGAACAUGGGGGCCAGACGCCUCAGUCGAUCUCCAGAUUUCAGGUCUGAUGCCAGGAUGCAGAGAACAAGAAUGCCCUUCCAGAACUCUGAUUUUGCUGAAGAUGGUGAAGAUGUCUUCAUGUCCCCAUCAAGAAUUCACUACUCCCCACAACGUCAUUCCAGAUGGAUUGAUCGGAAUUACAUCGGUCCUCGGUUCAGGCAAAGAAAAUCACCUGGAAGAUUCCUUUGGCGUAACCCAAGGUUCGGUUCAGGAGGUGGUUCUGGAAGAAUGAUGCCAGAUGAUCGUCCUAGAUCUACAACACGGCCUGGAAGGUUUACUGAGCUGUCUGCUGGCACUGGCAGGGCACACAAAUACAAUGGCAAUGACUAUGAGAGAACAAAGUACAGUGACAAAUAUGAGAUGAUUCAUCAAGUGAAACGCAGUGACACUGGUGGCACACUAAAGCGAUUUCGGUAUGAUCCAGAAGAUUGCUUUGAGGUGCAUAACUCCCGUAAUGACAGAAGGGACAUUCCUAGAAGUGCCAGGGAAUAGAAAGGUCCCUUCAGAUAUACCGGAGACACAAAUUACCAGGAAGUUGACAUUAUGAUGAGGUUGAAUCACCCAGUAGAGGAUGACCGUGAUGGCCUUUGGAGUCACAUGUCUUUUACUACCUCAUGGGUAGUUUUGAAAGUAAUAGAUAGAAGAUAAGAGAUUUUACCAAUGAUCAGCUUAUAUCUUUCCUUUUCAGGGAGAAAUAUUUUUAAUUUCUAGCCAAACUAUUUCUAGUUGCUACUGUGCCUAGAAAUUAUUUAACCCUUUUCUUUUAGGGAUUCUAAUAGGCCGGAUGUAGCUCUUCCUAUCAUUAUCUUGGAUUCCCCCUUUCCUUAAGAGGAAUUUUUACCUGGAGAACGCUUCUUUUGUUACUGUAUAUAAGUUCAUUUAGACAAUGAAUCAUAAAAAUUAGAGCUUGUUAUGCUUUCCUUCAAUGGGAAGGUGUGUUGUUCCUUUUA
Diospyros lotus (date-plum) is the source of this 4344-nucleotide messenger RNA. RefSeq lists its product as uncharacterized. The record is from RefSeq and is a predicted model, not a curated record. The transcript has 5 exons. Bases 392 to 3886 code for a protein of 1164 amino acids. NCBI's taxonomy places the organism in Eukaryota, Viridiplantae, Streptophyta, Magnoliopsida, Ericales, Ebenaceae.